This is a messenger RNA of Eimeria maxima, 2148 nucleotides long. Its product is annotated as Retrotransposon nucleocapsid protein, related. The transcript has a single exon. Gene Ontology annotation, molecular function: nucleic acid binding. Gene Ontology annotation, biological process: DNA integration. NCBI's taxonomy places the organism in Eukaryota, Apicomplexa, Conoidasida, Eucoccidiorida, Eimeriidae. Bases 1 to 2148 code for a protein of 715 amino acids. The record is from RefSeq and is a predicted model, not a curated record.
AUGAACGCCGCGCAGCAGAAGUACUCAAUCUAUGAUCAGGAACUAUUGGCACUGGUUACCGCUUUGGACAAGUGGUCUCACCUACUUCGGGCUGCAAAGGUAACGGCCUACACGGAACAUCACGCAUUAACACACCUGCAACAGCUUAGGGCAUCCAAACCUUUAAGGGGGCGAACCGCCAGGUGGCUAGAUUUCCUCGCAGAGUUCCCUGAACUGACGAUCUUAUACCUGCCAGGCACACGAAAUCAAGUAGCGGAUGCAUUGUCACGUAAACCCGGAGGGCCUACAACAAGGGCUCCCAGCAGUAUUGACACCCCACAAGGCUCACUGGUUUCCCUCGCACCCGCGGAGGUACCAUUAACCCCACAGCCUGAAACCAGAAGACGACGUAACGACUAUCGACAACUAGCCGGCAUUCGGGCGAGAACGCGGCAACGGCGGAAGAGCGAGAGACCCCCGGAGGUGACCCUGGAUACACAACAGCAGCACGAACGGCCACAGCAACAGACGAGUGCAACACACAAGCCGAAUUCCCUUACACACGCCCUCGACUGGCCAGGGGCAUACUCUAAGUGUCCAGUCUUCCGCGAAGCUUAUACGGUCGCGGCCAAGACCCCAGGAGAAACUGUCCAUGUCGAGAUACACCAACGCCGCUAUGGGUUUAGUCUCCAGCACCCAUACCUGCGCAUAUGUCAGAAUGGCAUUUGGCUGAUAUGUGUCCCACAAUUACCGGAGUUCCUAACGCAUAUACUGUACCAAUUUCAUGAUCACGUCACAGCGGGGCACAGGGGACAAAAGAAGACUUUCUUUGCAAUCAGCAAACAUUACUAUUGGCCUGGGAUGCGCACAUAUACGAAUACGUAUGUGGAUUCAUGUGUACAAUGUCGGGCUUCGAAGAGUGUUUCCCAGAAACCCGCCGGCCUGUUGCAGCAACUCCUGAUACCGUCACGGCGUUGGAGCCACGUGAGCCUGGACUUUAUCACCGACCUGCCACACACACACGCAGGACACGACGCCAUCUUGGUGCUGGUGGAUUCUCUGAGCAAGAUGGCCCAUUUCAUACCUACGCGCAAGACCAGUUCAGCAGCAGACACGGUAGCGCUUUUGGCGGACCGAGUCAUUCGAUACCAUGGGUUCCCAGAGACCCUAGUCUCAGACAGGGACCCGCGCUUCACCUCGGAGAUCUGGGAGGCGCUGUGCUCGCGUUUCAACAUCAGACGAGCAUUGUCCUCCCCCUACCACCCACAGACAGACGGACAGACGGAGCGUGUGAACCGUACCCUCGAGCAGAUGCUGCGCACGUACAUACAGACGGACGAAAAGGAGUGGGAGCAUCUGUUACCGGCAUUAGAGCUAGCGUAUAACACCACACCCCACUCGUCCACAGAGCUCUCUCCGUUCGAAGUCAUGAUAGGAGAGAACCCCCUUACAGCGGCUGACCUGGACAUAGUGGGCACGUUACCCCCAACACUCUCUCCUCCCAUGACGAAACUCUUUCAGCGCCUCUGCGAAAGAGCACAGGCGCACAUCCUGCAAGCAAAGUGGAGACAGAAGUAUUACGCUGACUCUAGGAGACGUCCGAUGGAGUAUAAGGUUGGGGACCGACUGUGGAUUAGCAGCAGACAUUUACCGGCGCUAAAUGAGUGUGCCAAAUUGGAGCCUCGUUAUCGAGGCCCAUUUAAGGUAACCGAGAGGAUAGGAGAGGUAGCUUACCGAAUUGAUCUUCCAGGGAGCUACGCAGGACAUAAUGUCUUCCAUGUUUCACAGCUGAUUCCUCAUCAUCCUCGACCGGCUACACACAUGCCACAGGAUGCGCCAGUGGGGUGGCCGCCAGUGCAGGACGAGGCUGGGAACCCCACGGACCAAUAUCUCGUGGACUACAUACUGGACCAAAGAGGUACGGGGUCUUCUGCCACCUAUCUGGUCAAAUGGCGUGGCGCCCCAGAGGAACGGGCCACGUGGGAACCUGCACAUCAUCUCCAGGGUUGCCCUGCCUUAAUUAGAGCCUGGAAGCGACGCAGACGUAAACACAGUAAGAAUCGGAAUGAUGGGGAGCAGCCAGUGGAAGAUACAAGAACGGAAGAUGACCAGCUAAGGCGAGAGACCGUGAGGGAAGAGGAAUUCUACGAACAUGCCUGCACUACCUGA